Messenger RNA from Perca fluviatilis (European perch), 822 nucleotides. Its product is annotated as zymogen granule membrane protein 16-like. The record is from RefSeq and is a predicted model, not a curated record. NCBI's taxonomy places the organism in Eukaryota, Metazoa, Chordata, Actinopteri, Perciformes, Percidae. The transcript is spliced from 7 exons. Bases 152 to 667 code for a protein of 171 amino acids.
GCAGAACAGGGACAUGGUGAGGGAGGAGGGUAUACUGUUUAUAAAGUGCCAGUUUCACAGUGUCAGCUCAUCCUGCAGGACUUAAGCUGGUUUCAGGAGAUCUACACUGCAGCUGCAUCGCGUUGUGCUCUGAACCCCUUCAUACACCACAAUGUUUUGUCUCCUGUUCUUUGCUGUGUUCUGCGCCAGCUGCCUGGCUGCUCCGACGGGUCACAAGUCCUUCUCUCCUGAUGUUGGACCUGGUACUGGCACUGCCUUCGCCACAGGAGGAGGAAACCAAAUGAUCACAGCCAUCAGGGUCUGGGAGAGAAGCGGCGCUUACAUCUGUGGUAUCCAGCUGCGCUUAGCUUUCAUUUGGGCUGAAAGGGUCGGUCUCGAAGUUGGAAUUACGCAACAGCUGGAUCUGUUUGAUGGAGAGAGCAUUGUUCAGAUCUCUGGCAAAUUCAACAGCGACUACAUCUAUCAGCUGACAUUUGUGACCUCCAGAGGGCGUUUUCUGACGGUCGGCCAGCCAUUAACGAACUCCUUCAACUUGUACCCCACCUACCCGGAUGAAGAGCUCAGAUUGCUGAGUGGCCGCUUCAAUGGCGCAGGGAUUACUUCACUGGCAGCUCACUGGGGAGAAUUUGAUAGCAACAUCUCUUACAUACAAGGAUUACAAGGAUGAACAACUGAGUAACUGAUAAAUCAUAGAAUAAUGAUUAAUAAUCAUAAACUGUGAAUGAUCAACCUAAAUGUUUUCAUUAAGAAAUUAUUAAAUUAACACACAUGAUUUAACAAGUAUAGACAAUACUUUUGUAAUGUAUCAAAUGAAGGGGCUUA